UUCUCUCUCUCUCUCUCUCUCUCUCUCUCUCUCUCUCAAGUUGAAGCCAAUACGCUGAAGCGAUUUCUGCUUUCUGGUAAGAUUCUUUGAGGACUCGGGCGCAGCUACUUUUUCUUGUGCAAUGAUCAAGACCUAUUUUUUGAAUCUUUUUGCUUUUCAAGAACCUACUUACAAGAACUUUGUUAGUGGGUCUGUAAACUACCAGAUAUUUUAUCAAUACUAACAUACAGAUAUCUAGUGAUGGCACAAAUCACAAAGCCUGAAUUCUGUUAACUACCGGAUUUUGAUUAAUGUUCCCUUUUCCCCUACUUCAGUAGGCGACAUAAUCCAUUUGGAAUUUUUACUCUUAUGGUUUAUGGUAUUCUUAUUUUAGUAACAAUUCCUGAAGGUUGAACCAAGGGAUUGACUAGUAGUUCAUCUUUUACACCAUGGUCAGGAGAAAAUUCUGCAUAUCAAGACUGGCACAGAGAUAGCUUCAAGAUGACAAAUGCAUAUAAGACUUGACUUCUUUUAUACCCACCCUACAGUUCAAGCCAUUUUUGUAUUUUUGUAGAGAGUUCGAUUUCCAGACACUCAUAAGUUGAUUACUCUAUGGAUAUCAAUGAUCCUAAUCGGGAGGGAAACCCACCACCAGCUUCUUCUCUAGUCCAUCAUGUUGAAGAUUCCAGAUUCCAUACACUGGAAAAUGAAUCUGCUGAGAAUUUGGGACCUUCUCAAAUUCAUUUCAGGAUGACACCUGGUAAUAGCAGUGCUGGCAUCAGCCAUGUGCCCAUACUGCACAGAAAUCUCCAAGAUAAUCCAGAUACUGUAAGAGACAUGACAGGAGCAUUUCUGUCACAUGAUCAAACUAUUGCAGUAAACAGUGAUAGUGCUGUGUCUGGUACCACUCAAUUCAAUAGCUUUGAGAGCUCAUUAAUUGACAGAAGUCCUUUACACACCAGAGGUAACAUUACCGGAGAAUUACAAUCUAGCAGUCAGGUUAGCCCAGCUGAUGGUACUCAACUUGGCUUUUGUGCACCCCUCUUCAAUGAAUUUCAUUGGCAACAGAUUCAUGGAAAUUUUGUGCACCAUGGAGUUAGUACAUCAGAUCAUCGUGACUCAAUGAUUGGCAACAAUAUCAUGACAAAUGUAGUUCGGCCUGAUAUCCCUCAUUCUUCGGAAAAGCUUGAUGGCAGUUUUUUGAAGCUUGGGUUAGGUGUUGAUACAAUGGAUGCUUUUCAAUCUAGUUCUAAUGUCCAAGGCAGAGGAAUUAGUAAUCAUGAUGGUGUGGAUACUGGCACCCAUACAAAUAUCCCCUAUGUACCACAAGCUAGUGAGAACCUUUCUAAUCUUAGCCACAACAUGGGUGGUUGGACCUGGUCUAACAAUGACAGCAAUGUAAUCAAUUCCAGCAACAGUUCAAGUCCAUUCAAUAUGUCCCAAACACCACAAGGUAACAUGCAAUAUUUUCUUGCGAUGCCAAAUGACAGUAUCUUACGUGUUGGACAUAACAGUGAUGCAAGAUAUGCAAAUAUUGAUCCUUACAGUGGGUUCCAUGGUUAUUCUGGCAUUGCUACAAGAUCCUGUAGUAGCAUACAAGUUGAUUUGCCAAAUAAUGAACAAGCCUGUCCAUCUAGGGUGGUGCCUAGACCACCUAGUGUUAUUCCAAGACCUUAUGAAUCUCCAGUGCAAUGCCUCCACAGUUAUCCGAAUAAUUUCAAUAAAGCCCCAGCUGAAUCUUACAUGGUUUCUUCUGCUGCCAUUGAAUCAAGGCCUGCCAGUAGCACCCCAGCUGGGUUUAUGGAUAAUAGACAAGGAUGGCCAUUCAGAGUAAUGCCAAGACCUACUACUUCAAUUCAAAGACCUAGUGGAUCAUAUCCUUUUCAACUACACCAAGGUUAUCAUAACAUUAGCUUCCCUUUAGAGUCUUCCACGGUUACUCCUGCUGUUGGGACUGUAAAACACAAAGCCAUGCAUGAUCAGCCAGGUCAAUCAUUAAAAUUUAUUGAUAGCGGUAUUGUUCAAUAUGACAAAGGUCUUCAUGGUCCAGCUGAUAAGAGGAGGCGGGUUCAACCACCCAAGGAUGAUCAAACUCAAGGAAGACAACAGAUUGUUCAGUCUGCUAAUAAUCUUCUCGCACCAGCACUUAACAGUGUUAGGUCCACCUCACUGGCAGAGAGGAGAGCAGUUACUCAAGCUAUUUCUAGGAAUCCUCCAUUACCACAAGCGCCUGCUGAAGCUCAAGAAAAUCGGCCUGCUCAAUCCACUAAUAAUCUUCUUGGAGAAGCUGUUAGUUUCAAACCAAUCCCAGUGCCAGAUAUAAGUAAGCUUCUUCGAACUACCAACAUUCCUCGAGGACGGCGAGGUAGGAAGGGCAAUAGCCAACCAACAGCAACUACUCCCCCGAUUACAAGUAAAAGGUUCACUCCUCAAUCUUCCACUGCUCCAUCCUUGUCCGUAAGGCAGACUGAUCCUGUCCACCAUAUCAAGUGGAAAGGUUUCGUAGAAGAAUCCCCUCAACGAAAGAAAGAGAAAUGUGGUUUAUGCAAAAUGAAUAUCGAACCUGUACCAAUAGGUUCUUGGUCCCAAACUUCCAGUCAUCAAAAACCUGCAGUUUUGCCAUGCAGGCAUACUUUUCAUGCUGACUGUUUAGAGCUCAUCACCACCAAGGAGCAGUCAAAAGACCCUCCAUGCAUUUCUUGUGCCCUUGGCGAUGUCCCAAGCCCUCCCAAAUGACUGCCCACUCAUUCACUUAUUUUGUUCCCCUUAUGAAAAUUUUGUUCUGUAGUUUGUUGGCAGCAGCUGAAUAGUGGUGGAAAGGAUAUAACAACAAAUGUAGAUACAUAGGUGAUAUUGAAAUUGAGUCUGAUAACAGUGUACAUAAUCUGUAAAUCCUCAUAGCAGGAGUCUCUUGAUUAAUUGGGAAUAGAUUCUGCUUACAGAGGUAGCAAGUUUAUACAAAACUUCUUUUAUCAGCAUAGAAAUAAUGAGUGAGACUAUACAAGUGUAAUUGUUAUACUACGAAUUUUUUUCUGAAUAUGUAUUUGUUUCUGA
Nelumbo nucifera (sacred lotus) is the source of this 3033-nucleotide messenger RNA. RefSeq lists its product as uncharacterized. Lineage: Eukaryota; Viridiplantae; Streptophyta; Magnoliopsida; Proteales; Nelumbonaceae. The record is from RefSeq and is a predicted model, not a curated record.